AGGAAUGUCUCAGCGACGCUUUGCCAAAGCACAUCAGCGGUUUUGUACUCGGCCAACAGCGGUGCGUCGCGCACCUGCACAGCCGGGUAAUCACAGCCAAAAGAAAAAAAAGUUCCAUUUCGAAUUCACCAAAUACAAACUAAGGAAAAGUACAAAAAAAAAGGUGAACGCCGCUUUGGAGUGUUAGGGACGCCAAGCCGCUCUGCCUCGUCUUUCUCGCUGUCUUUCUCGCCCCGUAGGCAAUUAAGGGGUAGAUCCAUACAAUAGAUCGGUAUAGAGCGAGGCCUUUUUGUAGUUGUUAUUAUCGUACGAUGGCCGCCGCGUCCUCUGCGGCCUACCUCACCACACCGCCUCCCCUCUUCACAGCGGAAGGAGACGCAGCGGAUGAGGCGGGGAGCUUAGACGCGUACUUUGAAGCCUGCCGAGCGUCAUCGUCGUUGUCCUCCUCAGCGGCACACGAGGAGGAGGAAGAGGACGCACACGGCGAGUCGCUGCCCUCCAGCGGCGCACACCGAACUGCGUCGGCCACAGAGCUGUUCACAGCCUCAACGGGCAGUCGCGGUAGCUUCACGCACUUCUCACCUCUUCAGGGCAACGUGCCGCGGCCGCUGCUGCUGCGCCAGCGUCAAGUUGUCGGCAGAUGUAGUAGCGGGAGUGGUGGAGAUGUCAGCGCUCCGCUGUACGAGCCGGAAGGGCUGCCCGCCACCAGCUCGGAUCUGCGACCGAGCAAGCGGAAGGGGACAGUAACACCCACAGGGUUUUCAAACACCCAUAACGCAGAUCUCGUCGCUCCCGCGGUGCGCGGCACAGCAGGCCAGGACUUGGCUGAUCAGCUGCACCACGCGUCUCUGCCGCUCGCGUCGACGGAUGCGCCGUGGCGCUCUACACACGACGGUGACGCCGCUGCUGCUGCGACCGCCAAAGUUUUUGACUUCUACCUGCCCACGCCUUCACCGGCCACAGCACCUCCCUCUAACCCGUCGCAGAGCUCCUCCAGUAAAGGAAAACGGAGGUCCACGACGACCAUCACCACACGCGGGCGCAGCUCCCGCAGCCCAUCCUCGCCCUGUCUUGAGAGUCGUGCGCAGCGACACGCUCGUCAGCGGGCCGUCCUCUUUGACGUGUUAUGUGCGCUACGGCAGCAUCCCACGGCGAGCUGCGAAGCGCUGGGCGAUGGAGACGACCGCGCCGGCGCACAGGGCCGCGCUGUCCUUUCAAAGACGACGUGGAGUUUGCGGGAGUCGGUGAAGGCGGAGGCUCGCGCGCAGCAUUGGCCGCCGAGCUUCGUCGGAGCUCUAGCGCAGCUGCUGGCGGUGGCGAGCGACGUGGCGGUGGCGCAGGCGCAGGCGGGUGUUUUCGAACGCGUGUGCGCGAUCCGCGACGCGGCCGCAGCCAGCAUUGCUGGGACAACCGGUGCGUCUGGCGACACGCAAGAUGCCGCCGGUGCGCUGGAGGAUGCCGGGCAGCAGGCGCUCCAGCGCCUCUCCUCCGUGCUGCGGCAACUCAGCGCUGAUUUUGUGCAGUGGGUGCUGCAGGUGCAAGAGUAUCUCGUGGUGGUCUGCGCAGAUGCGUUUGGGGAUCAUCGAACCACACAGACCCCGCAGCAGGCUGCACUCUGCUCCGCGGACGCGCAUACGCACUGGUACGCAAGGAGCGAGGGUGGACGUCGGAUAGCGCGCAACGUGCCGGCAUCCGACAGUCGUGGCAGCAACAACAGGCACGCAGAGGAAGACCAAGAAGGGGCUGCGCAGGCGGCACCAGAAAGCAUUCUCCCACCGUCGCACUCGCUGCUGGACGUGGUGCUGGCCGUGCAGGAGAACGGCAUUCCUCUCCAGCGGUGUCGUGUGCUGGUCGACGAGAGUGGCUGCUUCGACGGGCUGGCAGACCUGCUCGUGGAGUUGCCGUGCGCAUCGACUUCCCCGCUUCACUCCUCCGUGUCCUUUGCGGCGCUGGCGGCACGUCUGCUGGACACCCUCAUCAUUCAAGCGAGCGCGGUCCAGGACACCUCGACGAUGGACCUCUACCGUUUCUACGUGAUGCUUCUCCUCCUGACCGCCUGGCCCUACGUGCUGCUCUGCACGGCUGCCAUAUUUGGCUUUGUGCGGAACAUCGACCCGCCGGUGUGGCGCCGGCAGCUUCCCCGGCUGUUUCGCUCCUCCUUCUCGCAUGUGCGGAUCGGGGAUGCGCACCGCCACUACCCGACGGACGUGCUGUCGCUGCUGCUGAACUGUGUGGGGUACUACAACGCCUCUGAAGUGUGCAACGCUAGGAGUGGUGGAGUGGGGGAUUGCGCUGGCGGCCUGCAACCGCACUGGACGCUCGGGAAGGGCAGUCGCCACAGCAGCAGCAGCAGCAGCAACGGUGGGCGGCACAAGGACUUGGCGGAACACCAUGUGGCCCUCACCGCCCUCUCCUCGGCUCGCACAUUUGUUCUGCGCAGCCUGGCCAGCUUCACGCGACGCAAGAAGCAGGUGGCUCUCUCGCGCACCCCAGCUCGCCCGAGCCCCGUUGGCCAACGCAAAGCGGCGACGGCCGCGGAGGGGGGUGGGAACAGCAGCGACAGGGCAGCAGCAGCAGCGAUGGCUGCCGCGCCUGCCCCCUUGCUGUCCGCGCAGCGCUGGCAAAACAAAAGCGUGAAGGAAAUUCUGCAUUACAUUCUGUACGGCUCCGGCGGCCGUGGAGGCGGCAACGACGGCGACCAAGGGGAGGACAGCAACGGUGAGGAAGAGCAGGAGAGGGCGCACGACACCACCGCAGCCGAGAAGGGAGGUGACAUCGGUGCGGGGGCGGCGGUGGUCGCCUACGCCCGGGCGAAUCAAGAUGUGCGGCGGCGAGUCAUACAGCUCCCGCAGAACACGGCCGAGGCCCCCGUCGCCGCAGGAGGAAGAGGAGCUGCAGUGAUGCUGCCGCCGCCGCCACCUCGCCUCACUCCUGAUGGCGCGCGCUACUUCUAUUACCCCACCACCAUCCCGUUGGGCUUCGCCACCAUGGCGGCGGAGGCCCUCGCGGGCCAGCAGCAGUGGCAGCAGCACCGCAGUCGAGCCGUAGCGCGUGCAGAGGUGGAGGCGUCGGCGCCAUCACCACCUGCCAUGCGGCGACCGCUGCGGCACUAUUCGGACCACGAUGAAGAAGACGGAGAGAAGGGAGAAGGCGAGACAGGCAGUGGUGGAAGCGGACCGCUGGAGCACGGUGCUCUCGCCCUGUGGACGCUGUUCCUUUCGGAGUCUGCAACGGCACCGGAUGUGGUCUUUGCGAACGCGUUCGCGCCGACCGAUGACGAUGAUGCCGACGGCGAUGACCGUCGAAGUUUGAGCCGCCGUUUUGGUCAGCGCUCCUUACGCUCUGCUCGGCGCGUGCGCACGCACCAGCUGUGGAUCAACAUCACCAUUCCGUGUGCACGUUGGGUGACCACCGCGCUUUUAAUUCCGAUUGGCGUGGUGGUGCAGCGACUGCAGGAGCGCCGCCUGCGUGACUUGUUUGCCAUGUCCCUUCACGCCGUCUCUUCGCACGGCCCGCGUUCCAUCACGGGCAGUCACGACCCAGAUGGUGUGCGCAGCCGAAGAGGCAGGGACUGGAGUGGUGUGUUGUGGCAGAACAACGAGGAUGAAGAGGAGGGCAGUAAGAGCCUUCCUGGAGAUGUGGGUGGUGGGGUCGUCGCCCACGCCUUCACCGACCCUUUGACACCCCCCUCAACAACAGCAUCAGCCGCUCCGGCGGCUGGUGGUGCUGUGCUGAUGCGUCGCCGCGGCGCUCCCUCUUCUGUCCCCGCCUCCCCCACCACCGCCGCCUGCUCCUUCCUGCACGCUCUGAAGCUCCUCGUGGACGUCGCCCUCUGCCGCGAUCAGGAGCGACUCGUCUUCGGCUUUCUCGAGCGGCUCUACAAGGAGCCGCGCUGGUGGACCCGCCGGUGGGUGGACGGCGGGGCGGGGGCCUUCGAGCGGGUCGGCACCGCGGCCCCGACGGUAUCUGCCCUCUUUGCGGAUGCACUGCGGGGGAAGCGGCUUAGCGAGCUCGUGCGUCUUGUCGUGCUGCCUGCGAGUAAGGCUCGGAAAGAUCGCGGGUCGCCGUUAGCAUCCAGCGGGGAUCCGACGCCGCAGCAGCAACAACAACAACACCCCCAAACACCUGGUGUCCCACUCUCUCGCCACACGCCCGCCGCAGCACCAACCUCCACCAUCUCCACCGAUGUGCUGGACGUGUUCGCCUCCUUCCAGCUGGAAUUCACGCUUCCGGGGGCCUUUGCACUUGUUCUGCAGCCGAGUGAUUUGAGUGUGCACGUGCAGGCCGUCACGAACACCACGGAGCGAAGUUAUCAGACUUUUUUUUGGCAGCGCCGACGUCGUCAGUACGUGGAGGAGGAGGACGCCGCCGCCCCUCCCACGGCACGGCUGGGAAUUGCCUUCUCGGAUGUGUGGAGUUACAUCUUCGGCUAUCAGUGCUCCCUCUACUACGCACAGAUCACCCUGCGCGAGCACAAGAAGCAGCUGCACCAACGCGACACGGAGGACUUCCAGGUAACGCAGACGAUGGGGCAGCCGCGACGCGGUGCGGCGCGUCAUCUCCAGUACGUUGCACGCGGCCUGGGCAGCGCGUACUACACCCUCAACUUUGCUGUGGACACGCUGCUGAGCUUUACGCAGGCCGAGGCGAUGCGCGCCGUUUACGACAUCGAGCACCUGCUCCACCGAGCGCUGGGUGCCUCUCCGGACUUGCACUCCUGCAUGGAGCUGUGUCACGAGCUCGAUACGUUGUUGCUGCAGCUGCAUUUUAUUUCCUUUCCGGCCCGGCCGGCCGUCGCACUCAACGCGCGGGAGCGAGCGAUGCAGUCGCCUGCCGCCGAGGCCAUCCGCAGUGCCGUGCAGCGUCUUCUCGAGGUCGCCCUGGACCCAUCGCGGCUGCCCGUGUCGUACAUCAGCAGCAGCACCCGCAACUCCGUCGAGGCGCUCGUGGCGGCGGUGACGGCGGCCGCGGAGCAUCAGAGUGCGCUGGCAACGCGCCUCCACCCUCUGCGGGUGAUGCUCACGUUUAACAAAUACUAUGGCACGCCAGAGGAGACGUUGUCCUACCGCUUUCGCUAG
Messenger RNA from Leptomonas pyrrhocoris, 5078 nucleotides. RefSeq lists its product as hypothetical. The record is from RefSeq and is a predicted model, not a curated record. Lineage: Eukaryota; Euglenozoa; Kinetoplastea; Trypanosomatida; Trypanosomatidae. Bases 312 to 5078 code for a protein of 1588 amino acids. The transcript has a single exon.